Molecule: messenger RNA, 2407 nt
Organism: Diospyros lotus (date-plum)
Lineage: Eukaryota; Viridiplantae; Streptophyta; Magnoliopsida; Ericales; Ebenaceae
Product: protein CPR-5
Exons: 5
Coding region: 70-1899 (609 amino acids)
Biological process (GO): leaf senescence; trichome morphogenesis; defense response
Source: RefSeq, a predicted model, not a curated record
UCACCCAAACAAAAAUCACAUAGAUAUGAUCUAAUUCAACGGUUCUUCUGAUCAACGCUUCGAUCUUCCAUGGAACCAGUAGCGGCAGCGUCACCCUCUGUGGAACCCCUCCACUCCCCAACAGUCGCUCUCGCACCGACGCAAAACGGCCACCCACCGGCACCCUCUGCCGCCGACUUCGGUCCCGAGCCCGGAAUCCCGUCGCCCUCAAAAUCCACCGUCAAUUCCGGAAAAUCCAUCACCGUUAACAAGAAAAAGAUGAAGAUGAUGAAGAAGAAGAAGAAGAAGAAGGUCCCCGUGGACGUCCUCGAUGAGCCCUCGUCUUCAACGUCAUCGUCUUGCUCUGCCACUCACUGCGCGCAAAGAGGGGUUCGCCUUGCCAGUAGGCAAAGAAACCCUAGAGUCUCGAUCGGCUGUUCGGCUCGGCAAAAGGAGGCCGAUGUGGACGCUUUGGCGCUUACUCUUGGAAUGUCGAUUGCAGCUGUUGUCGCACAGGUUCUGGAAAGAAAGGAUGCUGGUGGGCAAACAAUAUAUUUGGAUCAUCUUUCUCAGAUCUAUGCUUUGGCUGUCAAAGAAUCUUUAGCGAAUUUUGUCUUCGUUGGAUGUGUAAUACAGGUUUUUGGGGACAGGUUUGAUUCAUUUGCAAGGAACUUUGAGAAAUCAUUCCGGAGCACCUUAAUGACUCUCAGAUUAAUUAAUGAAUCUUCCCAACAUACAGGGGAGCAUUCAGGAUAUGUGAACAAACGAACUAACUAUUUAGAUGCAACUCCUGGGGCAUCUGUCAACAAAGAACAUGGUUUCACAUGUGGUUCUGGAUUAGAAGAAGGUUGUCAAUCAGAAAUGGUCCAGCAUACUAUCAGCUCUGAGGAACAUUUUAACAUUCUUGAAGAGACAGAACAAAAUACGCCACCAGAUUCAAUAAAUCGGGAGUUGAUUCUUCAUGGAGUAUUAAACCGGCAGUUGGAUUGUGUUUCACCCCGCAUGGAGUAUUCUGUAAUUAGCCAAUCCAUGCAUGGAGCCCUUGAAAAAUCUGUCAUUGAACAAACUCGUUCCAAUGACCUGAAGGAAUUUGAGAUUGGUCUGAUUGUGAAAAGGUUGGAAUUGAAAGAGAAACAAUUAGCUCUUAGUUCUCAUUCAAAUUUCAUAGAGAGGUGUAAAUUAUCCAUGGGUAUUUCAAAGGCAUCAUUUAAAGAAGAGAAAUUCAAAAGUGAAUUAGAAGAAACAAGGCAUGCUGAGCUGCUCAGAAAAUGCGUAGACUGUCUUGUUGGUGGGUUGCUCAUCAUGUUGGCCUCACUUGCCUAUGGAACUUAUGUUUAUUCAUAUAGCAGGAUAAUUGAAGCUACUGCAUCAUGCACCCCAUCUCAGGUUUCCAAAUCUUGGUGGCUCCCAAAGCCUAUGGCCUCUGUCAAUUCAGGACUGCAGAUCCUGUGGUGUCUGGUUCAGGUUGUUAGCCGAAUGAUAUUUGGUAUGUUGAUGAUCCUGGCAAUUGUUUAUUUGCUUCUCAUCCGUUCUUCAGCUUCAGCACAGAGAAUGCCAGUUACAUUCAUUAUCUUGCUAGGCUUUGCCUGCGGUUGGGCAGGCAGGUUUUGUGUGGACACAUUGGGGGGCAGGGGAUCUCAUUGGCUCGGUUAUUGGGCAGUUCUGUGCUUGUUGCAUUUUCUCUCCAACAUUUGUACCUCAACUUUGUUUCUUAUUCUCUAUGGUCCCGUUACUGUGCCUGGAGGAGAGACAUACAGGAAGACCAUAUUUCCACACUGGAUUAGGCGAUCUAUGUUCUAUGCGACCAUACUUCUCUUUCUCCCAUUGAUGUGCGGUCUUAUGCCUUUCGCAAGCCCUGCUGAGUGGAAAGAUCACUUUGCAUCGAGGGCAAUGGAUUUCUUCCAAGCUACAAGUGAUUGAAGAAGGAGCUGGUGAGCUUAGAAUCUGUUACUGCAUUUUGCAGCAAUUGGAGGCUACAUAUUCUCCUUGGUCUAGGACUCGGAUGCCGGCACGUUUGUUAAGCAAACGCGGGCGCAUUAGACUCGUGUUGAUUCAAAUGAUUCAGUUGACAGUGGCCUUCAGUUUGCUUUGUGUUUAAUAGGGGUUUUCUAUUUAACUGGAAUCCAUUGGAGAUAUAGGUUGACUUGUACCUUAUUUGUGCUGUAAUGUUAAGUUGUGUUAUGAGAGCAGAACCAAUGGCAUAUGAAUGGUCUAAAUGUUUAAUAGGGGUUUUCUAUUUAACUGGACUCCAUUGGAGACAUAGGUUGACUUGUACUUAAUUUGUGCGGUAAUGUUAAGUUGUGUUAUGAGAGCAGAACCAAUGGCAGAUGAAUGGUCUAAAUAUUAUGUUGGUGUAUGAGAGAACCCAUUUACUGGCUGUUCAGCAUUGAAACCAUUAAUGUUCGUGUGGAGUGAAAAUUGUUUUUCC